AUGGGAGAGCUGGUGUGGGCUCGUGACCACACUGAAGGUUACAUUUUGGGACGAAUAUCGGAAAUCCUCGAUGAUGAGGUUGAGGUGAUACCUCUCAGUUCCAAAUACCCCAGGAGAGUGCUGCCUUACAGUGACGUGUACAAAGCGAUCGAGGAUAGCAAAAAAGAUUACGAUGAUAACUGUGAAAUGAUGUUUUUGAAUGAAGGGUCAUUGCUGAAUAAUAUACGUACGCGCUAUUACAAGGAUAAAAUAUAUUCGUACGUCGCUAACAUCCUGAUAGCCGUCAACCCUUACAAGGACAUCCCCGCCCUCUAUUCAUCCGCCACCAUCAAGGACUACAAGGGCAAAUCGCUGGGCCAGCAGGCGCCCCACGUGUUCGCCAUCGCCGACAAGGCCUACCGCGACAUGAAGGUGCUGAAGCAGUCGCAGUCGAUCAUAGUAAGCGGUGAAUCGGGAGCAGGGAAGACCGAGUCGACGAAGCACCUGUUGAAGUUCCUCUGCGACAAUUGGGGCGCGGCGAUGGGCACGCUCGAGAAGAAGAUCCUCGACGCCAACCCGGUGCUCGAGGCGUUCGGCAAUGCCAAAACGACGAGGAACAACAACAGCUCUCGCUUCGGGAAAUUCAUCGAGGUCCAUUUCGACAACAAAUUCAAAGUCGUGGGCGGUCACAUUUCCCAUUACCUUUUGGAAAAAUCGAGGAUAUGCUCGACGGAGGGAGAGGAGAGAAGCUAUCACAUUUUCUACAUGCUGAUGGCAGGUGCUCCUGAAGGGUUGAGGAGCCAGUUGGGGUUGACACGUCCCGACGAUUUCAAUUACCUCAAAAUGGGCUGCACCAGAUACUUCACCAGUCCCACCACCGACAAGAAGCUAGCUCCUACUCAGAAGAGCGAAGCGCACAAAAAGAAAGGCCCUCUGAAAGACAUCCUUCUCGACGACAUCUCGGGCUUCCACGAACUGGACGAGGCGCUCUCUCGCCUUGGAAUAUCCGAUUCCGACAGGUUGCAGAUCUACACGACCGUGGCGGCGGUUCUCCAUCUUGGCAACGUUGAGUUCGAAGACAAUCCGGAGGACACUCGCGGGGGCUCGAGGGUGGUGGCUGCUAGAGAGAGAUCACUGGCGACUGCCUCCAAGUUGCUGGACAUCGAUCCCGGCGAGCUGAAACAGGCUAUGGUUUCGAGGGUGAUGCAGAGCAGCAGAGGAGGCAUGAAGGGAACCGUCAUCAUGGUGCCCCUGAAGACGUACGAGGCCAACAACGCUCGCGACGCCCUCGCCAAAGCCAUCUACAGCAAUCUGUUCGACUACAUCGUCAAUCGCAUCAACCAGAGCAUUCCUUUCCAAAGUUCCAGCUACUAUAUCGGUGUAUUGGAUAUCGCUGGAUUCGAAUUCUUCACUGUGAACAGCUUCGAACAAUUCUGCAUCAACUACUGCAAUGAAAAGUUACAGCAGUUUUUCAAUGAGAGAAUCCUGAAAAACGAACAGGAGCUAUACCAAAAGGAAAGCUUGAACGUACCUGAGAUACAAUUCGUUGAUAAUCAAGACUGCAUCGAUUUAAUCGAAACCAAACAUAAGGGAAUCCUGACGUUGUUGGACGAAGAAUCCAAACUGCCGAAACCGUCUUAUACUCAUUUCACCGACGAAGUUCACAAGGCCUGGCCCAAAGAGUUCAGGUUAGGUCUGCCUAGGUCUUCCAAAUUGAAGGCUCAUCGGAGCUUGCGCGAUAGCGAAGGCUUCUUGAUUAAGCAUUUCGCCGGAGCUGUCUGUUAUCAAACUAAAUACUUUAUAGACAAAAAUAACGAUGCCCUUCAUGCGUCAUUGGAAGGUAUCAUUCAAGAAAGUAAAAUCAAAUUGAUUCAGACGUUGUUUUCAACGUCCAGUACACUCAAAGGCAAACUGACCUUCAAUAGCGUAGGUAAUAAAUUCAAAAUGCAGCUGGGAGAAUUGAUGGAGAAAUUGAAAAAUAACGGUACUAAUUUCAUUCGUUGCGUCAAACCCAACAACAAAAUGAUCGAUCUUCAGUUCGACGGGAAUUUGAGCUUGAUGCAGCUCAAAUGUUCUGGAAUGGCGAACGUUCUGGAACUGAUGGAGUACGGUUAUCCGAGCAGAACGUCUUUCGCAGAGCUGCAUUCCAUGUACCAGGAAUACCUGCCCAAGGAGCUGCAGCGUUUGAGCCCUAAAAUGUUCUGCGAGGCGAUGUUGCAUAGUUUGAAACUGUACGAGAAAGACUUCAUAUUCGGCAUCACGAAGGUGUUCUUCAGACCGGGGAAAUUCGCUGAAUUCGAUAUGAUCAUGAAAUCGGAUCCUGAAAACUUGAAGUCCAUCGUCACGAGGGUUAAGAAAUGGUUGGUGAGAGCCAGAUGGACCAAGGCCCAAUUCUGCGCCUUGACAGUCAUCAAAAGUAAACUCAAGUUCUAUAUUAUCGCUCAGAUAGUGAAAAAUCGGAUAGCCUGGAGAAAACGGACGCUCAUAACGAUGCAAAAAACGAUAAGAGGUUAUCUGGUUAGGAAGCAGCACGGUCCCCGGAUAAUAACCUUGAGGAACAUCCGAAGUUUGGAUGGGAGUCUGAAGAAGAUCGAACAAAGUGCGCAGCAACUAAAGACCGGCAAAGAAACGUUCGCCAACGAGAUCAACAAUUUGAAGACGCAGUUCGCUGCAACCGUAGACAGAAUCAAAAAAGAUGCCAAGAUCGACAAAGCCACAGCCGAAAACUUGCACAAAACGCUGGUGGACCAGGUGAACAUGCAAAUGGCGAACCUCCAAAAGAAGCUCGACGAACAAAAGAUGGCGGAAGAGCAGGCGAGACUGAGGAAGGUGCAAGAGGAGAUGGAGAGGCAGAGGCGGUUGAAGGAGGAGGAGGAACGUAAGCGGUUGGAGGAGGAGGAAAAUAGGCGGCUGAAAGCGGAGAUGGAAGCCAGAAGGAAGAUCGAAGAGGAGGAAAGAAGAAAACAGGAGGAAGUCAACAAGAAGUUGGCCCUCGAGUUGCAGAAACAACAGGAGAAGGAGGAACAAGAGAUGCGCGUGUACCAGGACCAUCUUGAACAGGAGAAACAAGAUCGCGAAGUGGCAUUAAGAUUGGCGCAAGAAAGCAACGGGCAGAUCGAAGAAAGUCCGCCCACAAUUCGAAAUGGGACAGUUGAACUGGAUAAACCCAUCAGAUUGAACAGAUCUGAAGCCAUGAAAAGUCAACAAGCCGCUCUAGCGAACAGCAAGUACGACCUGUCCAAAUGGAGGUACUCCGAACUUCGCGAUACCAUCAAUACGUCUUGCGACAUAGAACUUCUGGAAGCGUGUCGUCACGAAUUCCACCGUCGUUUGAAGGUGUAUCAUGCCUGGAAGGCGAAGAACAAGAAGCGGACUGUCAUGGACGAGAACGAGAGGGCGCCACGAUCGGUGAUGGAAUCGGCAGCUAGAACGCCCAAAGUGAUGCAUAAGGCUGUUUUGGACAGUGUCAGUCAGAGAUACUUUCGGAUCCCCUUCCAACGGCCUGGUGCUGAAACUGGAAGAGGUUGGUGGUACGCGCACUUCGAUGGACAGUAUGUUGCGAGGCAGAUGGAACUUCAUCCUGAUAAAUCUCCAAUUCUGCUGGUCGCAGGAAAAGAUGAUAUGCAAAUGUGCGAGUUAUCCUUGGAAGAAACUGGGCUUACAAGAAAACGUGGAGCGGAAAUUCUGGAGAACGAGUUCAACCGUGAAUGGGAUAAAAAUGGUGGACAACCAUUCGUUCGUCCGGCCGACAGAAAAUAG
Messenger RNA from Phaedon cochleariae (mustard beetle), 3738 nucleotides. NCBI's taxonomy places the organism in Eukaryota, Metazoa, Arthropoda, Insecta, Coleoptera, Chrysomelidae. The record is from the annotation of a GenBank genome assembly.